AUGGCGCUGACGUCGCUAAUCCGUUCGCAGGCUGCCGCUGCGCUGCGGCACCUUAGGCCUCCUUCCAGCGAUGGCGUUGCUGCCGCUGCUCUGCACAGUGUAUCGACACUUGCAUCUGCCUCAAAAUCCCCAUUCAGGAUCGCCACACCGGUAGCCUCAAAGCAACUCGCUGCAGAUGCGGCGGCAGCAAGCCGAUUGCAGCGCUUGCCAGAGGGGUGUCUGUCCGGCCUUGGCAGCUCUUGCCUCUUCUCCCGCCUCUUCCAUAGCGGCAAAAACAGCUCCGUUUCGGCAUUUAGCAACCUCGAUUUCGACGGCGCUGCUUCAGGUUCGCGCCCUCACACUCUCCAGAAUCUCGUAGGCGGCCGCUGGGCUUCUGCCAGAAAAACAUACGACGUCAUUAACCCCCUAAACGGAACUGUCUUGGCUCACGCGCCGCAUACACAGCCUGAUGAAUUGGAGCCAUUUAUAGCCUCGCUUUCGCGCUGCUCAAAGUCUGGCCUCCACAAUCCGCUAAAGGCAGUGAAUCGCUAUCUUCUUUACGGAGAAAUCUGCCAGAGAGCUGCUGCGUUGUUGCACGACCAGGAAGUCUUUUCUUUCUUCGUCUCUUGCAUUCAGAUGACCAUGCCGAAGAGCAAAGCACAGGCUGAAGGGGAGAUGCGGGUGCUGCGCGCAUUCUUCGAGAAUUUCAGUGGCGAUAACGUCCGUUUCUGCUUCCGCGGAUCCUUCGUCUCGGGAGAUCACCAAGGCCAGCAAAGCCAGUCGUACAGGUGGCCUUUCGGUCCAGUCGCUAUCAUUGCGCCUUUCAACUUCCCUCUGGAAAUUCCAGUCAUGCAGAUGAUGGGAGCUUUGUUUGCUGGGAACAAGCCUCUCGUCAAGGCCGAAGCAGGGCAAGGCCUCCCUUUGGAGCAGUUCAUCAGAUUUCUGCAUUACUGUGGAAUGCCGUUGGAAGACAUGGACUUGAUCAGUGCAAGAGGACCGGUUGUCUCCCAGCUGUUAGAAAAAAGCCCCGUGCGACUAGUUCAGUUUACGGGGAGCUGUGAGGUGGCGCAGAAGCUGUCUCAUUUGAUGGAAGGCCGCGUGCGAAUUGAAGAUGCUGGCUUCAACUGGAAGAUCCUUUGCGGCGAUGUUCGGCAGGAGGAUGUUGACUAUGUUGCCUGGCAGUCAGAUCAGGAUGCGUAUGCGCUCUCUGGGCAGAAGUGCUCAGCGCAGUCGCUUCUGCUCAUACACCGCAACUGGGUGUCGGCAGGAUUCUUAGACCGAAUUAAGGCUCUGGCCUCGCGGCGUUCCGUUGACGAUCUCACCAUCUCCCCCCUCCUCUCGCACACCAACGAGGAGAUACAGCGACACAUCGAUGCGCUGCUAAAUCUGGAAGGGGCGUCCUUGCUGUUCGGAGGCUCAAGUAUUUCUGGCACUGCAGUGCCCCCUGCCUUUGGCCUAUACCAACCGACUGCCGUGCGGCUGCCCCUGCAGUUGCUGCUAAAAGAUCCAGCUGCAAGGGUGCUAGCCACGACGGAGAUCUUUGGACCUCUUCAGGUAAAUGUAACAAGUAACAGGGCCGUGUGGCUCUUGCCCCUGCUGAUUUCCCGUCGGAGCAGCGUUAAUGCAGCCAUCGUAGGAGUCUCUGAAAGGCUGUCUAGCGGAGAGAUUAGCGCCCCCUGUCGGUUGGAGGCAGACGGACGGCGAUGCCGCAUGUGGACAUGUUGA
Messenger RNA from Cyclospora cayetanensis, 1704 nucleotides. RefSeq names its product delta-1-pyrroline-5-carboxylate dehydrogenase 12A1, mitochondrial. The record is from RefSeq and is a predicted model, not a curated record. Lineage: Eukaryota; Apicomplexa; Conoidasida; Eucoccidiorida; Eimeriidae. The coding region runs from base 1 to 1704 and encodes 567 amino acids. The transcript has 9 exons. Gene Ontology annotation, molecular function: aldehyde dehydrogenase (NAD+) activity.